This is a messenger RNA of Folsomia candida, 2241 nucleotides long. RefSeq lists its product as uncharacterized. The transcript has 4 exons. The record is from RefSeq and is a predicted model, not a curated record. NCBI's taxonomy places the organism in Eukaryota, Metazoa, Arthropoda, Collembola, Entomobryomorpha, Isotomidae. Bases 1219 to 2151 code for a protein of 310 amino acids. Gene Ontology annotation, molecular function: protein binding.
UUUAUGCAUGUGUUUGUGCUUUGUUCACUCACGUGCAGUUUUGCUAAUGAAAAGAAAUCAGUGAGUGGUCUUUCUCUGAUCAUAAUCGAAUCUCUGAGUUCCAUCGAAUCUAAAAUGUGCGCAUGACAUUUUAUAAUUCAUCAUCAUCAUAGUUUUCAUGGAACUGACUGACUAUGAUUUUGUAAGAGUGGAACAAUUAAAGUUUUGUCUCCGCUUUGGAUAAUCGCACAUUAACAAUGGUCGAUAACAGAGAAUGAGAGUGCGGAAAUUUGUAGAGAACAAAGCCAUCACAAUCAGAAUGCCGAGAUCAGAAUGACCUCUGGAAGAAGAAGUUGAUGCAUAACAAUUUACUAAUUGGUAGUAAAAGUCUGAAUAAAUCAAUCCGGAUUGAUACGUAUUUUGAUGUGCUUCUCAUUACUAUGCUAAAGACCGGAUAUUUUUUUUCCUGCGUGUAUGUACGCAAAAGUCAGCAUUCCAACUUUCCAGCGUAUUAGCAAGGUAAUUAAAGUGCCUUUAAGUCCACACCCGUCCACAUAAGUAUACCAGGAAGUUAGUUAUAUUACCAAUUAGCUACAAUAUAUACCCUGUUAAAUCCGGUUUUUGUUCAACUUCCUUCUCACCAGACUGGACAAGUCCGGCAAAAAUGCUUGUUUAUACUACCUCGAGGCUAUUUUGCAGUGGGGUGACAAAUUUCUAGCUAAAUAAACAAUUAAUUGUACUACUAGCUUGACAUUAGAAUAUUUUCCUGCGUGGAUGAGAAUCUCGGCAGAUCUUUGCUUUAUUACUGCUGCCUGGGUAUCUUCUUUCCCGUCGGUUUGAGAAGUGGGAUGGUAACAUUUAGCGUGGAAGCCCUUUUGUUUGUGACGAUGUGAAAUGAAAGAAGCUCUGUUGUUCAAUUCUCCAGGCUCUUUGGGUAGGUCUCUCUGCCUCGUGAAAUUUGAUCAUAUCCACUGAUAACGCAAACUGGCACUUGAGACUCGUAAUUUAAAGGAGUCCCGUAGUUCACAUGUGGGAAUCCAACGCUAUGAAUCUUUUCGACUCCUCUCAUCAUCCAUCCAUAGUCCACUCUACCUCCCGCAUGCAGAAGUAAAUAUUUCAAAUCCGUCCUCUCCUCCUCAUUUCUUUCUUGCAAUACGAGAUUUUCCAAUCAAUUUGUGCUUAGUUUCAUUUAAAAUAUCCCAAAACUGAUCGGCCAUGUUCAAUCCUUAAAGAAUCAGAAUGAAUAGUAAUCGCUUGCUUUGUAUUUUCCGAGUCUUACUUUGCCUCUUGUGGCAAUGUCCUGGUUCACGGACGAUAUAUUCUGGGUCAUGGUGUCCAUACAAAGUCGAGAAAAUGGUGCCUUGUCGUGUGAGGAACGGUACAGAACCGUAUUAUGGUCCAAACAUUUGCUGGAAAAGCAUUAAUGGAUCGUUUGCCUGUACGAAGAAAAUUUUGCAUCGUCCCAAAUUUGUAACGACGUAUAAGAAGAUUGUGGAAACAAGGUACAAAUGUUGUCCAGGGUUGGAAGGAUCUGAUUGCGAGGAAGAAUGCUUCAACUGCACCACUUUUCACAUCAUUGCCAACCGGGUUUCUAAAAUAGAGAUGAAACUAAGCAUUUUGAUAGAAAAUGGUGAGAAUGAAAAGGAUAAGAAGAAUGAUCUGAUGGCGAGUCAAACAUUUUUGGAACAAGAUUUCCGUCAUCAUGAAAAUCUAAUAGGUGGUGACAAGUCGUUAACAUUUGUCGCUCUUAACACCAGAAUUUCAAGUUUAAUGAACGAAUUUAGAGAAAUGGAGAGACGGAUUGAAAUCUUGGAGAGAGAAGUGUACCGACUUUCAACAGCACUGGAAGAACGUGACCGUGACCGACUUCAACCUCGUCAUCACCACCAUCACAACAAUCACCAAUCCUCUCGAGAGGUCAUCAUGGAACCCACACCCCUCCGACAAGGUCAUUUAAUUAGCUCCACCACCACCACCACGGUCAAAUCUCUCGCUUCCUCCACUGUUAAAGACCACGUAAAAAUGGGACAACAUAAAAUCACUUUGCGACGUUUGGAGGACAAUUUGGAACGUGGCGAUAUAGCCUCCACUCUAAAUGACGACUAUGGAGAGGAACUCCUUUUUGAAAACUCUACAGAACAGUAUGUGGAUCCUCUUCAUAAGGAUCUUUAAUUUAAUCAUAUCUUUAUUUAUGAAAAUCAUAAAUCCGUGUAUUUGUAAUUGAAUGAGUUUCUCUACUUUUGUAUGUAGAAAAGAAAAUAA